GCUGGGGUGCGGCAGGACCGGGUGACACUCCGAAUCUUCUGCAGGAGCUGUUCAAGACGUUGGUGCCCGCCCACUGCCUCGGCUCCAUCUGGUCCGAGCGCGACAACAGGGAACGCGAGUCCCUGGCACCCACCGUCCGUGACACUGUGAUGCACGACAACACCGUGGCCCAAUUGCAUCCUCGUCACCUGCCUUGGGGACGCGAGCAUGACAGCGCAGGACAGGGCCAGGGUGGUUGAGCUGUGGAUCAGGGUGGCUGAGGAGUGUCGAGGCCUCGGGAACUUCUGUUCCCUCCACACAAUCCUUUCUGCCCUGCAGAGCCCUGCCAUUGCCCGUCUCCAAGACAGCUGGGGACAAGUUUCCAGGGAGAGUUCUCGAACCUGGAAGAAGUGGGUCAGGAGAGAGAAACGCGUGAGCAGGGAGCUGCUGGUGCAGGAGGCGACCUCCGUGUUAAAGACUGCAGAGAGGGCCCGCCAGGGAGCCCAGGAGAGGCAGCGGCAGCAGGGUGUCAUCCCCUCCCUGGUGACGAUCUUCCAUUCCCUGGAGCUGCUGGAUGCUACGAUGGAGGAUUAUGUGGAGGUGAGUGAGCCCGGAGGUGGGUCCGGGGGCUCAGGCUCCUGA
This is a messenger RNA of Equus caballus (horse), 621 nucleotides long. The record is from RefSeq and is a predicted model, not a curated record. Lineage: Eukaryota; Metazoa; Chordata; Mammalia; Perissodactyla; Equidae.